Messenger RNA from Calypte anna (Anna's hummingbird), 2968 nucleotides. It is a transcript of the gene HGSNAT, whose product is annotated as heparan-alpha-glucosaminide N-acetyltransferase. Gene Ontology annotation, cellular component: lysosomal membrane. NCBI's taxonomy places the organism in Eukaryota, Metazoa, Chordata, Aves, Apodiformes, Trochilidae. The transcript is spliced from 17 exons. The record is from RefSeq and is a predicted model, not a curated record. Bases 13 to 1926 code for a protein of 637 amino acids. Gene Ontology annotation, biological process: lysosomal transport.
GUGCGCAGGGAAAUGGCGGCGGCGGCGGCGGUAGCAGCCGUGGCGGUGGUGGUGGCGGCCGCUCUGCUGAUGGCCCCCGGGCAGACGCAGCCGCCCCGGGAGGGCCCUCCGGAGGGGAGCAGGGUCGGGUCUCACGGGGAAGCGGUGGAGCGGAACCCUCCGGGGCGGAUGGAUCAGGCCCUGCUGCUCGUCCGCAACGAGCUGUCCACGCAGGGCCUCCGCCUCUCCGCCCUCUCCGGCUCCUGCCACCAGUGCUUGUAUCAGUUCCUGACGUUUGUCCCACCGAGCAAUGAGAGCCUGACAAAGCCGGGCAUGGCGGUGGUCAUGGUGGAUACGCAGCAUCCACUCACCCUCCUCCUCAACGGUUCUGAGAGCGACCGAGAGCUCUGCAAGAUUCAGUAUCAUUUUGGAGAGUUUGGCAACUAUUCCCUUGUGGUAAAGACCCUAAGUACGAGCACCAAAACUGUUUCUUGUGACCUAGUCAUCAAUGAAGGCCCUGUCAACAGCUACCUCCCUAUUCUCUAUGCUUUCCUGGUUUACAUGGGGAUCCUUGCUAUCCUGAUUAUUGGGUGUCUUCUUAUGAAAAUUGAUCCAGUCAGAAACUGGGUUUGCAAGAAACUGAACCCCAGAGAAACUGAUCGUCUGAUUAAUUCUGAGCUCGGGUCCCCAAACACAACAGACUCCAUUAGCAGUGAUCCCAACCCACGUUUCUGGAGCUCAACCUCCUGGCAGCGGCUGCGUUCCCUGGACACCUUCCGAGGGCUCUCUCUUAUAAUUAUGGUGUUUGUUAACUAUGGAGGAGGAAAAUACUGGUUCUUCAAACAUGAGAGUUGGAAUGGAUUAACAGUGGCAGAUCUUGUGUUUCCAUGGUUUGUGUUCAUCAUGGGGACAUCAAUAUCGUUGUCAAUGAGCUCCAUGCUGAGGUGGGGAAGUUCCAAGUGGAAGCUGCUCAGGAAAAUCCUCUGGAGGAGUUUUCUGCUAAUCCUGCUGGGAAUCUUAGUUGUGAAUCCCAAUUACUGUCUUGGGCCUUUGUCCUGGGAUAAUCUGCGCAUUCCUGGGGUACUCCAGAGGCUGGGAUUCACAUACCUGGUGGUUGCUGCUCUUGAACUCCUGUUUACAAGAGCUGGGGCUGAGAGUGGGACAUUGGAGACCCGAUGUCCUGCUCUGCAGGAUAUUCUCCCUUACUGGCCACAGUGGAUUUUCAUUUUGGUAUUAGAAGGGAUUUGGCUCUGCCUCACCUUUUUGUUACCAGUGCCAGGUUGUCCCAGGGGCUAUCUUGGUCCUGGGGGCAUUGGAGACUUUGGAAACUACCCCAACUGCACUGGUGGAGCAGCUGGUUACAUUGAUCGUUUGCUUCUUGGAGAAAAGCAUAUAUAUCAGCAUCCCUCCUCAAGUGUGAUUUACCAAACAACAAUGCCAUAUGAUCCUGAAGGAAUUCUGGGGACCAUAAAUUCUAUACUUAUGGCAUUUUUGGGACUGCAGGCAGGAAAAAUUCUUUUGUUCUACAGAGAUGAUCACAAACAAGUUAUGGGUCGGUUCUUCGUAUGGAGCAUAAUAAUGGGAAUUAUUUCUGCCAUCUUGACAAAAUGUUCUAAAGAAGAAGGGUUUAUUCCCAUAAACAAGAACUUAUGGUCAAUAUCAUAUGUGACAACCAUGAGCUGCUUUGCCUUCAUCCUCUUAUUGCUGAUUUAUUACCUUGUGGAUGUCAAGAGGCUGUGGUCGGGUGCUCCAUUUUUCUACCCAGGAAUGAACUCAAUCCUGGUCUACAUUGGACAUGAAGUAUUUGAAAACUACUUCCCUUUUAAGUGGAAGAUGCAAGACAGCCAAUCCCACGCAGAGCAUCUGACUCAAAACCUCAUUGCAACAACUCUUUGGGUCAUAAUAUCAUAUUUACUUUACAGGAGAAAAAUAUUCUGGAAAAUCUGAUUAGGAAAAUGAGAUUGUCAAGGUGUAGUGGGCCUAGAUUCUGAUGGGGCAAGUGCAUAAGGUGGAUUAACCUGCAAUAUUGGCACGGGUGCUGCACUGCAUUACUAAAAAGGGAUACUAGCUCAAGUUUACAGUGCAUUGAAGUUGUCAUCAAGACUUUUAUGUGACUUAAGGGACAGUAUUUGCCUGUUUAGCAAUUUUUUGCCAGUUUAACUGCUGCAGUUACUCUUUGUCUUCUGUAUUUUGUAAAUAUUUUACUGAUCUUCCUUCUUCAGAUAGAGAAACUGAAUAUACUGCAACAGUUGGGUUUAUGAAAGGAACUGCAAGGGAUCUGGGUGGUGACUGUGGGGUGAUUGGUGUGGGACUGUGGUAACAGUCACUGCAUCUGACAAGGGACCCCCCAACUCAGGUGUUUGGGGUUUGUAUAUACCCUUGGUACCUGCCAUGUGCCUGUGCCACCCUGGCUCCUGGCACACACUUAACUCUGCCAUCUUUUUGACUCUAGAGCACUGGCAGCAUCCUCAGCCCUGCACUUUUGUCAGUGGUGCAGUGGGAAGCUCAGGGGGUACCUCUGUGCUACAGCAUGCUGCAGAAAGUGGUGAUUCAACUUACAAUUCUUUGUGUUUUUGGAUCAAAACCUUAGGUUUAGGAUUCUGCUAAAGGUCUCUACUACUGGUUUAUUAAUCAGCAUGCUACUGCUACAGUCUUAGCAGCCUGUCUGUGCAUGUUCUGGUCCUUUGUGUUACAUACCUCUAGCAUGGAUGAGGUCUGAGUUCCACAUGCUACACUCUAAGAGUGCAGAAAAGCCAGUUCCUAUUGACUUUGGUAACAUCCAAGUGAUUAUAUAAAAUCUGAUGAAACCAGUCCUCUUUAUAAAUGGAUUUAUGUAAGGGCCCUGGAUCUGAAAACCAGCAAUACAGAUAGAAUUUAGUAAAAAAGAAAGAAGUAGCAGACCAUUUCAAUGUAAGAUAACAGUUUUUGGAAACUUGGAAAAUUCACUCAUGCUGUGAUUUCCAAAUAAUUGCUAAUAAAAAGCUUAAAA